UGGAUGCUGAUUGGCGUCUGUGUCCACUCAUAUCGGCAAGCUGGAGCGACCGAGAAGCCAAAAGGCCGGACGUCGACCCGAGAAUUCUGGCGCGCCACGUCAAUGGCGAUGUCCGUCCGUCCACGGGCAACUUGCGAUACUGACAGCAUCACCUACGGUGUCUGGCCAUGACAAGCCGUCUGGAGCCAUCCUCGGCUUCCUCGGUCCCCAACCCAUCGCUCCCGGGUGAUGAAAGGACGUGGGCAGAGAGCGAUGUUGGGCCUGCGUCGACAUGGUCCAGCGCGCUGCAAUCUUUCGCCGCCACCAUCUCGUCUUUUGCCUACCCUUCUGCCAUUUUCUGGAGUCGACAGCUGAUUCUCUUGCACAACGAGGCCUGGGUGGAAGUCAGUGACGUUACCGGCCAGGGUCAGGCACAGCGUGACAAACUCGCUGCGAGUGUUUGGCAUGCCCUAGCCACCUCUCUCGAUGGUGGCCUACCCGGUCGCAUACUCGAUCGCCACUUCUUGCGAGAGAAGACACGUGUGCACGACGGAUACAUCGUCCUCCUCAGCCCGCUUUUUGACGAGUCUCGCGGCGACGACCCUGCCGGAGUCCUCGCCCAGCUCAUCCCCCAGCAAGCAGUGCCCGAUCAUGGCAGUACGCAAGACGCCGAAAGUCGGAGUGCCGUCGAUAAUAACGCAGCCGAUGCAUCGGCGCCGCCCAUUAACGACUCUGGGGACGCCACGUCUCGCGACAAACAUCCUUUCUUCCAUCGCUUCGCCGAGAUGCUGCCUACCGGCUUGGCCAUCAUCGACAACCGAGCAGAGUCUGUCUACGUCAACAAGCGUUUCUACGAGCUGACGACGCAUCACGGACCGGAUAAAACGUUCACGUCCUGGCCAAAGAGCAUACAUUCGGACGACUACGACCGCGUUAUGCACGCCUACCAAGAUGCCGUUCGCGAUCAGAAGGAAAUGCGCGUCGAGUUUCGUGCACUCGGGGAGGAGGUCUACUGGCGUUUACUGUUGCUAACGCCUGUCCGAGGGGAAAACCUAAAACACGUGCACUUGGAGGGAUCUCAUGGCUUUAUCUGUACCAUUGUCGACAUCACGCCUGAAAAGAACGCCGAGAUUUCCGAGCGUGAGGCUGCUCGGGAGGCUGUGGAGCGCAAGAAGCAGCAGGAGAGGUUCAUUGACAUGAUCUCACAUGAAAUCCGAAACCCCCUGUCCGCAAUGCUGCAUUGUACCGAGGACAUUGAAACUGCGAUCAACUGCACGUCGCCCGAUGUAGAUGUCGAGGGCAUUCGCGAAGCGCUCGAGACCAUCGACCUGUGCAUUUCCCACCAGCGCAAGAUUGUGGACGAUGUGCUCAGCUUCUCCAAAUUGGACUCUUCUAUGUUAGCACUCGUCCCCAGGCCCACCCAGCCAAGUCUGCACGUUGCCGAGUCCCUCAAAAUCUUUGGGCCGGAGUUCCGCAAGCAAGAGCUGGAGCUCAAGUUUCGGAUUGACACUUCGUACGUGGAAUGCGACAUGUCCUGGGUGAUGGCGGAUCGGAACCGCGUGGGGCAGAUUCUCGUCAAUCUCCUUACGAAUGCCAUCAAGUUCACCGCCAAGAGCGAGGGCGAAAGAGCAGUCACUGUGUCGAUUGGUGCUAGCCCGGAGCGGCCUACGUCGUACCCUCCGAAUGUGGUGUUUUUCGAUUCCGACGAUCGCGCAUACCGCAUGGACGCGACAAACACCUGCGAGUGGGGCAAUGGAGAAACGCUGUACGUCCUGGUGGCUGUCAAAGACACGGGCAUUGGCAUCAGCAAGGAACGUCAGAUGAUCCUGUUUGAACGUUUCAGACAGGCCACGCCAAAGACUAGUGAGGUUUACGGUGGGACUGGCUUGGGCCUCAACAUCAGCCGCAAGCUAUGUCAUCUUCACGGCGGGGAAAUCGGCGUGGCUUCGAAGGAGAAUGAAGGAUCUACCUUCUCCUUCUUUUUCAAAGUUCGGCGAACGAGCGAUCCGGACGAAGAGAGCCAUGAGGAUCGUGAAACCGAAGACACGGCCAAUGUGAAGCACCACAUGGAGAAGCAAGGCCUUGAAUCGCCCAGCCACGUGGACGAAGGCUCCAUCCCCGAGUCUGUCCAAUCGCCUCCAGUGCGCAACGUCUUUGAAUCAAUGAGCCCUAAUGGAACCCGUGACAAGAGAUUCCAGGAGACGGCAGACGCCGCUGGCCAGGUCGCCCAGCCCGAACCUGAUAUCUACGCAAUGUGCGAGCGCCCGGAGUCUGCAAAGGAGCAUGCAAGGGACGAGUCAUUGCAAUCGCCGGAGAUCGCCAAACCGGAGGCCGAGCUUGACAAGGCCCUCCUUACGACCUCGCUUCCAGGCCCGAGGAAGAUUCACAUCCUGCUGGCUGAAGACAACAUUGUCAAUCAGCGCAUCCUCCUCCGUAAGCUGCAGAGGCAGGGCUACCACGUCACCACGGCCAACAACGGGCAGGAAGCGAUGGACGGCGUGCGCAAAGCGCCCAAGCUGACGAGCGGCGAGCAAGACGCUUUCGACAUUAUCCUCAUGGACCAGGAAAUGCCGGUCAUGGAUGGCAAUGCGGCGACAAUGGGAAUCCGCAAGAUGGAGCGCCACGGCGAGGUCGAGCAUCUCCCGAUCUUGGGAGUGACGGCGAACGUCCGAGACGAUCAGCAGGACGAGAUGCGCGAGAGCGGGAUGGAUGAUGUGAUUAGCAAGCCGUACAAGAUCACCGAGCUGGUGACGAAGAUGGAAGCGUUGCUGAAGGAGAUGAAAUCGGGCGGAUGACUGGCCCCGUGAGCGUUGAUUUUGGCUGAAAAAGGCGCGGUGAUGACAAUCUCACAUGACAGGGCAAUGAUACAUGAACGGCGUGUGUUGAGCAGUGAGUCGCAAAGGCGCACAGCGGGUUGAAGUGAGAUGCGCCCAGGAGGACGCUUCGUAUCUGUACAGUACUCGGCCGAGCUGGAUAGAGUAGGCGAGCUCGAAAGGCGGCACGUCAAUACAUGUAGAAGCAAAACGAUACGGGAUACAGAUCAGUAAGCAUGA
This is a messenger RNA of Neohortaea acidophila, 3032 nucleotides long. RefSeq names its product histidine kinase. The transcript is spliced from 3 exons. Lineage: Eukaryota; Fungi; Ascomycota; Dothideomycetes; Mycosphaerellales; Teratosphaeriaceae. Gene Ontology annotation, molecular function: phosphorelay sensor kinase activity. The record is from RefSeq and is a predicted model, not a curated record. Gene Ontology annotation, biological process: phosphorelay signal transduction system; phosphorylation. The coding region runs from base 168 to 2774 and encodes 868 amino acids.